This is a messenger RNA of Argiope bruennichi, 3620 nucleotides long. Its product is annotated as BTB/POZ domain-containing protein 17-like. The record is from RefSeq and is a predicted model, not a curated record. Gene Ontology annotation, molecular function: protein binding. Bases 220 to 1746 code for a protein of 508 amino acids. The transcript has 5 exons. Lineage: Eukaryota; Metazoa; Arthropoda; Arachnida; Araneae; Araneidae.
AUGAAACUAUACAAUAGGUGGCAACAUCAUUGACAAGUUCCUAGAACGGCAACUACAACAAACUGUUUUACAGCUGAUGGGCUUGUUUACUGUAUGUUUUCAAGUAAUUAAAAAAUUAAAGAAAUGAGCAAAAUUAUACAGAUUUAUAUGCUGUUAGGUAAAUUGCAUUCCCAAGUGUCGAAGACUAAGGGUUGAAUAACCAAAUGACUCUAAUACAAUAUGUUUUUUAACCGUACUCAACAACCAAGUUGUAACGAACGUCAUGAGAGAUCGGAUUCAAUGGGCAACAUUCCAAGAACAAAUCUUCCCAGGGCAGAAGACUCUGAAGGCCAUAAAUUGUGUGACAAAGAACAUGAACAGCAGAUUGACAAUUCUAAUACUGUUCUUGAAAAAAUAGCCAGUUUGUAUGCUGAGCGGCUUCUUAGUGACAUAACUCUUGAAGUUGGUGGAAAGCAGUUUGCAGCUCACCGCCUUAUAUUAUGUGCUUCCAGUGACGUUUUCCAGGUUAUGUUAAUGAAUCCUAACUGGAGUGAAUCACAAGAGACAAAAAUAUGUUUGCAGGAAGAUCCAGCUUGUGUUCUAGUAUUUCCAGAUUUUUUGAAAUAUUUAUAUACAGGAAAACUUCAUAUAAACCAUUUCCUUGUUUUACCUUUGGUGACUCUUGCUGAUAAGUAUAAUGUUAAAGAUUUGGUUCAUCUGUGUGUUGAUUAUAUGUGCAGACAUGUGGUAUCUGCAACAAGGCAUAAUCAAUUGGUGUUGUGGUUGCAAUACACAUUAAAUUGUGGACAUAGUUUGGUAUAUAAAGCUUGUGCAAGUUUCAUCACCUGGAAUUUUGAAUUGGUUGGCGAGAUGGAGGAUUUUGGAACUCUUGAGACUGAUGUUCUUAUAAGCUUCCUUCAAAAGUCAGAUUUAGUUAUUAGCGAUGAAGUUGCUGUUUUUCAAUGUGUUGCCAAAUGGCUUUCAAUUCAAGAAAAGAAACUGUUGUCAUUGCACAGAGAAUCAGAAGCCCAGUAUCAUUUUAAACAUCUAGUGACAGAAGUCAUGUCACAUGUUCGCUUUCCCAUGAUGUCACCUCGACAACUUGCUAGUCUGCUGAUUCAUUCACUGACUAGUCGUUUCAAGGAUUUUUUUAUAGAGCGAAUGGCCUUGGCAAUGGCUUUUCAUAAUAAUCACAAUGAUCAUAGAGUUCUUUCUGUUCUUCAAGAAAAGAAUGGACAACUGUUGUUCACGCCUCGUUUAUAUACAACAGAACAGUGGAGUGCAUCUCUAAUCAUAGAAAAUUACCCUGCCUUAACCACCUAUGGUGUAAGGACAUUGGUUUUCAACACACCCAUCAGCUUUCAAGAUGCCCAUUCUGACCACUUUUUUGAGUGGACUGUUGAUAUAUAUCCGAAAGGAGUAUGGUUUAAGAAGUUCUAUCUGAUUGUAUGGCAAGGCACAUUGGAGAUACCAGAAUCUGUGUCAAAAACGGUGAGAUUAUCACUCACUCAGAAAGAUCCAGAUGAUAUAGCAAGAGUUUCUGUGGGAAUUUUAAUUUGUGGUAAGCAAGAUGGUUUGGAGCAUAUCCGUCGAGUGGUACAGAAAAAUUUUGUAUUCUCUGAGGAAGAGCGAAUGCUGAAUAUAAAUGAUCUUGUUCCAUAUGAAGAUCUCAAUGAUUUACGUGCUGGUAGGUCAGUCUAUUUAACUGGACCUAACUCUGAUUGUUUGAAAUUACAUGUUGUUAUUACACCGCUUCCUACAUUUUAGUGGUUUGUCAAGUUGUAAGCAGAUAAUUAUGAUUUUCUUCAAAUCAUGUGCCUGUUAUGUAUUAAUUUGGAAGAAGAUAUUCAAACUUCGAUUUUUUUUUUAUGUGCAUUUAUUUUUUAAAGAAUAUUUGUAUACUUCCACACAUUUAAAGUGCUUUGGUUUUGAAAUGAUUGAUUGUAGAAUUUUAUUUAUAAUGCUUAAUAAUAUGCUUAAAGAUGUUUUGUACAGUUAAUAUUGAGUUAUAUGGUAAUCACAUUUAAUCCUGUAGUAAAUGAACAGUAAUUGUAUGUAUAGCAUUGAGAAAUAUUAGUUCCUGUUAUCACAAAUUAUUUUAUUCAGUUUGUAUGUAUUAAAUAUGUAUUCCUUCAGAUUUCUUAAGAAGUUUUAGUUUUGUUUUAUAUAUUUUAAAAUUUUAAACACAUGUUUUAUAUAUUAACUAAAUUUUGUUAGUAUUUUUUAAUUAUUGAUUUUUAUUUGAGACGUUAUAUUAUUAAUAAUACAUUGAUACAAGCAUAUUUGUAUUAAUUUUUGAAAAAUUAAGUUUCCCUGUUAUUUUUCUUCAAAUUAUAUCUAACAUUAUUGAGAAAUGCUCAUACUUGUCAGUUUUAAUUUAAAUAUAUAUAUUUACAGAUUUUCUGAAGUGAAUUUUUAUAUCUAUCAUCCAAUUAUUAUUAACUAAAUGGUGAAUUUAAAUAACACAAAAUUGGCCUUAUAAUUGCUUGCAAUAUGAAUAUUAAAAAAAUAAAAAACUUUAUUACUUGUUUUGAAUAAAGCUAAAAUUUAUUCAGUCAUUUUUUGAUAACUAAAAUUCUAUUUAUGAACAUUAUAGUUAAUAAGUUAAAAGCGAUCAAAUCAUUAAUUUUUCUUAACUUUUUGGAUAACUGAAUUAAAAACAGUAUAUAAAGCAUGGAGAAUUCUGAAUCAAAGAACAUCAUAUGUAACAGUUACAGCAUAUAAAUUUAUUAAGCAGUUUUAUAUGUAUGAAGAUAAUUUUUUCUCCAAAAUGAAUUGCAAAAUUUUAUUAUAUAAAUUGCAUAAUCCAUGGCUAGUUUAGUCAACUUUAUAGUAAUACGGAAACGGAAAUUUUUAUAUAAGAAAUUUGAGUUAAUCAUUUUGUAUACAAGAUAUCUAGAAGAAAGAAUUAGUCUGUUCCACAAAUGAAUAGCAAGUGCACAGUUAAAGCAUAAGGAAGGUAUAUGUAUUCUUUUGUAUCGAGAAGUGUUAUUGUAUUAAUAGUAAUUUAUACAUGAAAUGUUUUCAUUGUUUAGAUAUUAUUUCCUUUAAAUUUCUUAUUAAUAUUUUUCAUCUUGAGAAUAUACAUUUAAUCUUUGUUGAAUUUUGAUACUUAUUCUCAAGAUAAAAUAUGUUAAAAUGCCCAUUUAUUUUAUAUGUAAUGAUUAAUAUUUGUAUCAUAUGCAUGUACAUGAAAACUUGUCAAUGAUAUUUUUUAGUAUUAAGAAAGGAAAAGAAAUGAAAGAUAUAAGAAAGUGCAAAUAUAUGUUAGAAGGAUAAAAUAUUUCUUCUGAAAUUGCGCCAUUUUAGAUGUUUCAAGAAUUUCAUUCUGUACUUGAGAAUGUAGGAAUGCUUUGUGUUUGCUCUUGUAAUCAAGUUAAUAAUUUGCUAACUUUUAUGCUUUAUAAGGAACUCUAUAAUAGCUUAAAGUCUGACUGUUUACACUGUACAUUUCUUGAAUUCCUUUGCUGUCUUCCAAUUUAUUUAGAAUUUUGUAUAAUGGUGUUAUAUCAUAUUUAAUAGCCCUAUGUAUUUUAAAUUCCAUUUAGCUUUCCAGAAUUCUUAAUUAUGUGAUUAUGCAUUAAACAGUUAUGAUAUUUUUUGCUUGGUACAGAAUAAAAUUUGGAAAGAUGGUUUCUUCA